AUGACUGUUCUCUGGCUUCUGAUUGCGACUUAUCUCUCCGCGCUGAUUUUACUGUGUUUCCUGGCUACCAUGAGUGUUGCAUGGGCUGACUCUCUCGAUAGUCAUGCCAUGGUUGCGAUGACGGCUUCAUUGUGCAGUAGAACAAGUCUUCUGAGUGACCAUGAGCCUGACGAGAAGGAUCUGCUUGAUGCUCUUCCAGGAUACGUGGGCGAUGCAACACCGGAUUCACCAGUUGGAACACUGGGGAUUGGGGCCAACUCGCCAUUGAAAUGGAAUCGACGAUACUGGAAGAACAAAGACUUAGCACUGUGA
This is a messenger RNA of Penicillium salamii, 312 nucleotides long. NCBI's taxonomy places the organism in Eukaryota, Fungi, Ascomycota, Eurotiomycetes, Eurotiales, Aspergillaceae. The record is from the annotation of a GenBank genome assembly.